AUGAGCUAUAGCAAGGACAAUGUCUCUCUCUUUGACCACACGUCUAGUCCCUCAGUCGCUCCUGCCGCCACAGCUGAGCUUAGCGCCCAUUCCCGGUGGCAGACUCCUACUGCCACUUCUUUUGACUUCCUUGGUGCUGAGUCUGCUGGUGCUGCUUUUGCUCCUAGUGGGAGGCACCGCGACGGCAAGGGCAAGGGAGCCAAGAGUAGCGGAAGUGGCACAGGGGGGGAUGGUGGUGGAGGAGGUGGAGGAGGAGGAGGUGGCGGAGGGAGUGGUGGCGGGGGUGCUGGCGGGAGUGGUGGCGUCGGCGGCGGUGGUGGGAGUGGUGGUGGAGGCAUUGGUGGUGGAGGGGGUGGCGGAGGCGGUGGCGGUCGGGGCGGCGGUGGAGGCAGUGGUGGCGGUCGGGGCGGAGGGGCUGGCGCUGGGCAGAGACAGCAGCAGCAGCAAUGUCCCCGUGACCACGCUGGUCAGAGAUGCGGGAAGUUCCACACCCAGCACCGCUGUUUCUCCCGCCUUGACGACGCCUGGCGUGAGGAGAUGGGCGAGGAAGUCGAGCACCCUCGCUGGCAUGAGUUGCUUAGGGCUGGUGUAGACAUCUCUGCUCUUGACUAUGAUGCUCUCCUUGCUGCCAUAUAUGCAUUGAAUAUUAGUGCUGAGGAAGACUGUUACUUGUGUGUGCCGCCUGACCCAGGUAUAGAGGCUGCUGCCUUAGCGUGUGGCGAUCAGUACGUGCUCCCGGACCGGCCGCCACCUGGCCACGUUUACCCAUGGCCAGGGUCGAGUUUUUACAUACUGGUGAAUGCGCCUCCUCAGGUAGCUGCCACUGGUAAGGUGUCUGCGUCAGGUCUCUCCCUCCUCUCCCUGCCUCGCCUGCGCCUCCCUGCCUUCCUUGUGUCGAGUGGCGGCAGCGCGCUCCUCACUCCUCCUCGUUUCCCUCGACAGAGGCUCCCUUGCAGACCCUCCACAUGGACGUUUGGGGCCCAGCCCGCGUUCGUGGACGGGACGCUCCGCGAGCGGUUCCGCAAGGACCUCCCUAUCCUGCGUCUGCACUCUGGUAGAGGUGGUGAGUUCUCCUCCGACCUCUUGCGGGCCUUCUUUUAG
Messenger RNA from Closterium sp. NIES-65, 1101 nucleotides. The record is from the annotation of a GenBank genome assembly. NCBI's taxonomy places the organism in Eukaryota, Viridiplantae, Streptophyta, Zygnematophyceae, Desmidiales, Closteriaceae.